Aspergillus alliaceus is the source of this 2416-nucleotide messenger RNA. RefSeq names its product tryptophan synthase. The transcript has 4 exons. Gene Ontology annotation, cellular component: cytoplasm. The record is from RefSeq and is a predicted model, not a curated record. Gene Ontology annotation, biological process: L-tryptophan biosynthetic process. The coding region runs from base 162 to 2237 and encodes 691 amino acids. Lineage: Eukaryota; Fungi; Ascomycota; Eurotiomycetes; Eurotiales; Aspergillaceae. Gene Ontology annotation, molecular function: tryptophan synthase activity.
GCGAUGAGUCACGACUCGAGAUGAGGAGACAUAAAAAGAAUGAGUUCGGAAACCCUAUGGCAAUGUCUACUCCAGUCGUUUGUCUUUGUCAGUGAGAUUCCUUGACUGUUAACUUGGACCCUUCACUUCCUUGCACAUGAACAACCUACUGCGUACCUGUCAUGGAGCAUAUUAAGCAGUCCUUCGCGAAGGCGAAGCAUCAGAACUGUGCUGCUCUGGGGGCCUAUGUUACCGCUGGGUAUCCGACAGUCGAAGAGACCCCAGAUAUUCUACUCAGUCUCGAAAGCAGCGGUGCAGACAUGAUUGAGCUGGGCAUGCCGUUUUCUGACCCCAUUGCGGACGGCCCGAUCAUCCAAGAGGCCAAUAUGAUCGCUCUCGCCAAUGGUGUCACCAUCUCCGGGGUAUUGGACAUGGUGCGAGAAGCAAGACGACGGGGACUAAAGAUACCCGUUCUGCUCAUGGGGUACUAUAAUCCAGUCAUUCGCUACGGCGAGGAGAAGUUGCUGCACGACUGCAAGCAGGCGGGCGUUCAUGGGUUCGUCCUGGUGGACCUCCCCAUUGAGGAAGCCGUUCGGUUCAGAAGACUCUCUGCCACGCAUGGGCUUUCUUAUAUCCCCCUCAUUGCUCCCUCUACGUCUAUUUCUCGCAUGAAAGCCCUAUGCAGCAUAGCCGAUUCGUUUAUCUAUGCUGUUUCGAGGAUGGGUGUGACUGGUGCCUCCCAGUCACUAAGCGCCAACCUUCCUGAUUUUCUUGACCGCAUCCACACGUAUGCCCGCGACACACCGAUUGCUCUCGGCUUUGGCAUCAGUACACGAGAACACUUUCUAUCCGUACAAGCCUUGACUGAAGGCUGUAUCAUUGGCAGUCAGAUCAUCAGUACCAUCGGCGCUGCGCCACCCGGUCGCGCUGCUGAAUACGUCGGGAAGUACCUAUCUGGUAUCACCGGGCGGAAGCUCGAGCGUGAUGAGCACGUGAUGACUUCAGAGGGUUCGCAUUCGGACACCACGGACCCCACAGCCGAGCAGGAUCCCGUUGCAUCCACACGAUUUGGAGAAUUUGGUGGCCAAUACGUGUCCGAAUCGUUGAUGGGCUGUUUAUCCGAAUUAGACCGGGCCUUUGAAUCGGUACGGCAAGAUCCGGCCUUCUGGGAAGAAUACCGCUCCUAUUAUCCUUAUAUGGGUCGGCCGAGUGGAUUGUACUUUGCUCAACAUCUUACUGAAAAGACUGGUGGUGCGAAUAUCUGGAUCAAACGGGAAGAUCUCAAUCACACCGGGAGCCACAAGAUCAAUAAUGCCCUGGGACAGAUCCUACUGGCUCGACGACUGGGAAAGACACGAAUUAUCGCCGAAACGGGCGCGGGCCAGCACGGCGUGGCCACUGCGACGGUCUGCGCCAGAUUCGGAAUGGAAUGUGUUGUCUACAUGGGCGCCGAGGAUGUUCGUCGUCAAGCGCUGAAUGUGUUCCGGAUGAAGCUUCUCAGUGCUAAAGUAGUACCAGUGACAUCUGGUAGUCGUACCUUGCGUGAUGCAGUGAAUGAAGCAUUGCGUGCGUGGGUCAAAGAUGUUGAAACCACCCAUUAUAUUCUCGGUUCGGUUGUUGGCCCUCACCCUUUCCCUACUAUCGUGCGCACCUUCCAGUCCAUCAUUGGGCAGGAAACGAAAGAACAGAUGCGACAGGCUAUUGGAAAACUUCCUGACGCUGUUGUGGCCUGUGUCGGGGGAGGCAGCAAUGCAUCAGGAAUGUUCUAUCCUUUCAUAGACGAGCCAAAUGUCCAGAUGCUGGGUGUGGAAGCCGGUGGCGAUGGCCUAGAUACCUCACGCCAUUCAGCAACCCUCUCCGGUGGCAGUAAGGGAGUCCUUCAUGGAGUAUACACCUAUCUCUUACAGGACGAACAUGGGCAGAUUUCGGAGACACACUCUGUCUUGGCUGGUAUGGACUACCCAGCUGUAGGACCCGAACUCAGCUCCUGGAAAGACAGUGGGAGGGCCCGAUUUAUUGCAGCCACCGAUUCCCAGGCCCUGGCUGGCUUCCGCGCUCUGGCAAUGUACGAAGGUAUCAUUCCCGCGCUAGAGUCCUCUCACGCUGUCUAUGGUGCUAUUGAAUUUGCCAAGACAAUGAAGAAAGGCGAACAGGACAUUGUCCUCAACCUUAGCGGACGAGGUGACAAGGAUGUCAACACUGUUGCUGAGAUCCUGCCUCGUCUGGGACCUGAGAUCGGGUGGGAUUUACGGUUUUGAUGUUUGAUGCUGUGGUUUGGGUCAGUGGGUGUACCAAGUAGAUUUGGAUAAGACUUGGAUAGAUCGUACGGGUGUUCUUACUUGCAUAGAGGGUAGGGUUUAGCGGACAUUUUAUCAUACAGAGUAAUCAUGUUGGAGAUGCUAUUCCUAGCCUACAGAAGUAUACUACCAUAUCCACU